Adelges cooleyi (spruce gall adelgid) is the source of this 1696-nucleotide messenger RNA. RefSeq lists its product as uncharacterized. Bases 574 to 1305 code for a protein of 243 amino acids. NCBI's taxonomy places the organism in Eukaryota, Metazoa, Arthropoda, Insecta, Hemiptera, Adelgidae. The record is from RefSeq and is a predicted model, not a curated record. The transcript has 7 exons.
UUUUUAUCAAUCUCCAAACGCAUACCGGCGAAUACUCGUACCCAAUCGCACACACUAUAACGCCCAACAUUACUAAUUGAUAUUUAUAUACUUGGAGUAUAAUAAUAAUAAGUAAUCGUUAUAUUAUAUAUACUCGUUAACUUAACUAUAUUAUAAAAAUAUUUAUACAUAUAAAUUUAUAAAUUUAUUUUUAUUAAAUACAUGUAUUAAUUACGCGGUAAUUUGCAAAAUAGUUGUUUUUCAUUUAGUGUUUUUAGUCGUUUUAUUUUUUCUAAUAUUUGUUUUAGUCUUGAUAACCGUAUAGUAUAACCGCAAUUCCAAAAAAUAUUAAACUCGUUCGCGUUCGUUUGUUUAUGUAUCUUUAAACAUAUUAAAAUAUAGCGUUAUAUAACCAUCUAAGCCACAUCGUGCUACAGUAGUUUUUAGUUUCGAUAUUAGUGUGGUUCGUUAAUCAACCCAGAUUGUUAAAAAAAACCUGCCAGAGAAGCGGAAAAACCAAAAGCCAUUGACAUUAAUUUCGACGGCCUGUGGUAGAGUAAACAAGUCAAGAUUAAUCGUUCACGGGAAAGGGCUAUGGGCAAAGCUGACAAAAAGCCCACAGCUCAAAACAGCACUGGCUCGAAUAUCGUUGGCAAGUUUACACAGAGCGUAAGACGAAUAGUCCAAGAUGUCAAGGACGAAGGCACAGCUAGUGGUCAAACAAAAGAAGAGGUCAUAGAAACGAAUGAAAGAUUGAGAGCCGUGAGAAUCCGGUUAGAAGAGUCGUACGACACGGCCAAAAAGUCACUCAUUACGCUAAUGACUAAGUACACUGAAAGCAAGACAACACGAAAUGUCUUCCAAAGGUACAAUCUCCUCAAGGCCAUGAUUAAGGAAGUCAUCCGGCUGGAGACGCAGUACUGGACAUUGGUGGAAAUACCCAAACAGGAGAAGCAGGAGACGGUACCAUCGUUUGUUUUACGUGCUUGUGGCAUCGUGGAGAAGACACAAAAAUCCGGCGAUGGCGUCAAGUCAGCGACAAAACUAGCCGAGGAGGAAGAGAAAAAGCGGGAACGAAUUGACAGAUUGGCUGAUAUGACUACUGCCCAAAUCGAAGCCGAAAAUACUCAACUGACAAACGACCUCUACAGACUGUUAAAGAAGUACACGGGUUUGAGAAAUCUGAUCAGAGAAUUAAAGAUGGAAUAUGUCAACUCGAAAGUGUAUCCGAUAUUUCCGCGCUACAACAUAUUGAAAGACUUAAUAAAGGACAUCAUGCAUCAUCCGGAGUACAUGGAAGUUUGUCACGAAGUCGACCCCGUAUAAUGGACAAUGCCGCAGGAUAAGAUACGUCUUCUCUUUUUUCUCCUUAUACGUAUUUUCUCCAUAUAUUAAUUUCAUCUUGUAUACAUUUUCCGCGAAUCGUGUGUAUACAAUCUUUUUUCGAAUUUAUUUCAUAAAGGACAAGUAAAAAAACCAUCGUUUAAAUGUGGUUUCAAAAAUGAUCGUCAAUGAUUUAGUGCCAAGACUCCAGACAAAGAACCCUUAUUAUAAUAUCGCUCUAAAUGGUGUCAUAAAAAAUAAAUAUUUACACAUAAGUACAAGUAAAGAGAAAUCUUAAAUUAGCUUAGCAAUAAUUCAGAUAUCACUUUUAAAACUAACACAUUUCAUAAAAAUAUCAUGUUCGUACACGCAAUAAAGAAAUGACAUCAUAUAA